Molecule: messenger RNA, 1182 nt
Organism: Talaromyces marneffei
Lineage: Eukaryota; Fungi; Ascomycota; Eurotiomycetes; Eurotiales; Trichocomaceae
Exons: 3
Coding region: 1-1182 (393 amino acids)
Biological process (GO): proteolysis
Molecular function (GO): metalloexopeptidase activity
Source: RefSeq, a predicted model, not a curated record
AUGAAGCUACAGGCCGUCCUCGCAUUGGGCGCUGCCAUCCAGUCUGCCUCGGUUGCCGCUGUUCCGUUUGAACAAAUCCCUCUCGCUGAUCACGUACCCAGUACCAAGGCACCGCUACCCCAGACUGAAAAGUAUCUUAUUGAAUUGGCUCCAUACGACACGCGUUGGGUGACCGAAGAGGAGAAGUGGAAACUCAAGCUUGAUGGAGUCAAUUUCAUUGAUAUCACCGAAGAAACCCAAGCCGGCUUCUACCCCAAGUUCUUCACAAGCAACGCCGUGCAAUAUCCUACCAAGCUCCCCCACAAUGACACCAUCAAGUCGUUAUCCACGAAACUAGACAAGAAGAAUAUGCAACACAACCUAGAACACUUCACUUCCUUCCACACCAGAUAUUACAAAUCGCAAUAUGGAAUUGAAUCCGCUACCUGGCUAUAUGAGCAGAUUAGCGACAUUAUUAAGAAGUCCGGCGCCGCUGCUCACGGGGCUACGGUGGAGAAGUUUGCCCACCCGUGGGGCCAAUUCAGCACCAUUGCACGUAUCCCUGGACAAACCAACAAGACCGUGGUCUUGGGUGCUCACCAGGAUAGCAUCAACUUGUUCCUUCCCUCUAUUCUUGCCGCUCCCGGCGCAGAUGACGAUGGAAGCGGAACUGUGACAAUUCUAGAAGUGCUGCGCACUCUGCUUUUGUCUCCGGAUAUUGUUGCUGGCAAUGCUACCAAUACAAUCGAGUUCCAUUGGUACUCUGCUGAAGAGGGCGGUCUGCUCGGCUCUCAAGCCGUCUUCUCCAACUACCGACAGAAUGAUCGCGAUAUCAAAGCCAUGUUGCAACAGGAUAUGACUGGAUUCGUGCAGGGCACACUCGAUGCUGGCAAAGAAGAGUCUGUUGGGGUUAUUAUAGACUUUGUUGACGCGCCAUUGACACAAUUCAUCAAAGACAUUAUUACCCAGUACUGUGAUAUCCCAUUUGUCGAGACCAAGUGUGGCUAUGCCUGCUCCGACCACGCAUCCGCCAGCCGCUAUGGCUAUCCUUCUGCUUUUGUCAUUGAGUCCGAGUUCCAAGAUAGCGACAAGCACAUUCACUCCACGGAUGAUUUGAUCAAAUACCUGAGCUUCGACCACAUGCUUCAACAUGCCAAGAUGAGCUUGGCCUUUGCCUACGAACUUGCAUAUGCUCCUUUGUAA